GGCGGCCGUUGCCUAGCGAGGGGCCGCGAACAGCGCGGGCCGCCCGCCGCCGCCGGCCGCUGCCCUCGCUGCGGCCCGGGCCCGGCUCGGCCCGGCUCGGCUCGGCUCCGCGGCUCCCGACGCUCCCGCGUGAUACGAUCCCGGCUGCUCCUCAGGUUUGGAGAGGUUGCAAACACGGAAAAUCCGCUGGGCCGCGCUCAGAGCAUCCCUGCAAGCGAGGAGGCCGCCUUUGCAGACAACUAAGAGAGGUGAACAGAGCUGUGGUAACAGAUUUCUUCUUGACAAUGUGAAUACUGAGAGGGAAGCACAAGGGUGGAGUCUGGCAUGGAGGAGAUCCCAGUUAAAGUUGCAGUCCGAGUCAGACCUUUGCUUUCCAAAGAAAUACUUCAAAACCACCAAGUGUGUGUCAGAUUAGUCCCAAAUGCUAAACAAGUUAUCAUUGGAAAGGACCAUGUCUUCACUUUUGAUUUUGUAUUUGGCAAAAACUCAACCCAAGAAGAAGUUUAUGCUGUUUGUAUUAAGCCUCUUCUAGUGUCUCUGAUUGAAGGAUACAAUGCUACAGUGUUUGCGUAUGGACAGACUGGUUCUGGGAAGACUUACACCAUCGGUGGUGAUCACAUUGCAUCAGUUGCAGUGGAUGAAAGGGGCAUAAUCCCACGGGCUAUUCAGGAAUUAUUUCAUCAUAUUUCUGAGCAUCGUAAUAUUAACUUCCGUGUGAAGGUAUCCUAUAUAGAGGUUUACAAGGAAGAACUUCGAGAUUUGUUGGAUUUGGAGACCUCUGUGAAAGAUCUACAUAUUCGAGAAGAUGAGAAGGGAAAUACAGUGAUUGUUGGUGCUAAGGAAUUCCAAGUAGAAUGUGCAGAUGAAGUGAUAAGCCUGCUGGAAAGUGGCAAUGCAGCUCGUCACACAGGCACAACACAGAUGAAUGAGCACUCUAGUCGAUCUCAUGCCAUUUUUACCAUCAGUAUUCAUCAGAAGCAGUCUGCAGAGUAUCAGAAUGCUGCACAGGAUCCGAUCGCUUCAAAGUUUCAUUUUGUGGAUUUGGCAGGAUCAGAAAGGGUAGCAAAGACUGGAAAUACCGGUGAACGCUUCAAAGAAUCAGUUCAGAUCAAUAGUGGUCUCUUGGCCUUGGGAAAUGUCAUCAGUGCCCUUGGAGACCCAAAAAGGAAAAGUGUGCAUAUUCCAUACAGGGAUGCUAAAAUCACUCGUAUUCUGAAAGACUCCCUUGGAGGAAAUGCCAAGACUGUUAUGAUAACAUGUAUAAGUCCAUCCUCAAUGGACUUUGAUGAAUCUUUAAAUUCCCUCAAAUAUGCCAACAGAGCAAAAAACAUUAGAAAUAAACCAGUAGUAAAUUACAACCCAGAAAAAGAGCGAAUUGAUGAAAUGGAACUUGAAAUCAGAUUGCUUCGGGAAGCUUUGCAGAGCCAGCAGGACAAUAAUCAGCAUUUACACGACUUAAAUGAAGAAAAAGCCCGUGUCAGUUCACUUGAGGAGCAGCUCACUCGCCUUCAGGUUCAAUAUUUCAGUUACAGAAAUUGUGUAGAUGAAGCCUUACCUUUUCUAGUUGAUUUGAAUGAUGAUGUUAGCUUAAGAAGAAGUCAGCGGGACAGGUUGCAGAGCUGGAUCACUAUGGUACAGAAAGUAAGGAAGGAAGCUCUCACCAUCCAGGAGACUGACACAGGGACUGAGACCAGCCCAGUACCACAUCACAUUACAAUUCUUCAGCUGAAGAGGGAACUAAAGAAAUGCCAGCAGGUACUAGUCAUGGAUGAAGAACUGUUUAGCCAGAAGAAUCAUGAAAUGCAGAUACUGCAGAAUCAGAUAAAGACAUUACUACAAGAAAAGAAAGAACAACAGGAAUUUUUAAAGGAGGCUCAAGAAACACAAAGAUUGCAGAUUGAGAAAAUGGUGGAACAGCACAUAGUAAUUGAUCAGCUAAAAUUGAAAUUAGAGAAGUUUACAGAUGUGAAAGCUUUAGAUUUCCCAAGUGCUUAUGAAGAUGGGCCAGCUGUCAUGGCAUUUGCUAGGAGGCUCUACAGUGUCCCUGUCACAAAAAACCUGCUACACCCUCUUCACCUGCCUUCAGAGACAGAGAUCCAAAAGGGGUAUACCAGCCCCCCCAUCCUGUCUCUGGCCCAGAUAAUGGCAGAAUUCCAUAUUCGCAGGCAGAUUAUACUGAGCAAGUUAGAAGAUCAAGAUAAAGUCCUUCACUGCCACCUCUCUGAUCAGAGUGGUGAAGAGGAAGACAAUACAGGCAGCAAAGAGAAAACCUCAUAUAAGUGUUCCAUAAACCGAACAUGGACACAAAAUCAUUCUUCUCCGUGCCUCUUUCCUGAUGUAAGGGACAUGAAAUGUCGAAUAGACAAGUCUGGUUUGUCCAAUAAAUCUGCGCUACAAACCGGCACAAAUACAGGUGAAGAGAUUGACAGCCUCCAGAAAUCCCAUGUUUUUAACAUGCAGAAGUUAAAGAAUUCAGAGUUGAGACUUGCUAAGGCUGAGCAAAAAAUAAGAGAACUUGCACUUAAUAUCAAAAGGAAAGAGGAACUUAUUAAGGAGUUAGUAAGAACAGGUAAGGAUGCUCAGUCUGUAAGCAGGCAGUAUUCUUUGAAGAUAAGUAAACUGGAGCAAGAAAUUGAGCAGGCCAAAAAAGAACUGGCUGAAACACAAAAGCAGCUUGAGGAGCUGGACAGUAAAGAGCUGAGAGAUAUUCCUGAGAAAGUCAUGUUACAGAAAGAGUGCCAGAAGAAGAUGGAGGCAGCCAAGUUGAAAGUGCAGACCUUACAGAAGAAGCAGCAAGACACCAAGAAUUUGGCUUCAUUAUCUAACCAAAGGGAGAGAGAAGCAAGAGAACUUGAGCAGAAAGUGGCGCAGAUGAAGCAUCAGCAAUCCCAGAUACAGAAGAGACUGUGUGAGGAGAGUGAAAAGAAGAAGCAACUAGAAGCAGAGCUUCAGCAGGACCAGCAACAAAUUAAAGAACUUCAACUUAAGAUGGAACAACAACAGAAGAUCCUUAAAAUUAAGGAUAAAGAAACUGCUGCUUUCAAAAAGAAGAAAAAUAAUUCAGUGGGAACUCCACAGAAACUACAGAAAUUAGAAGAGCAGAAGAAGUGGCUGGAUGAAGAAAUGGAAAGAAUUCUUCAACAGCACCAACAGUUAGCAGAACUAGAAGAAGAUUUAAAGAAAAGAGAAGCCAUUGUAGCAAAAAAAGAAGCAUUAUUGCAGGAGAAAAGCUACCUGGAAAUCAAGAAACUGAGAUCUAGCCAGGCUUUGAACAAAGAUAGUAUGAAAUUGUCUACCUGCUUAAGUAUGCUGGAUCAGGAGCUGUGUGAUAAAAGUAUGCAGCUUCAGGACAGCACCACUGACAAGUCAGACAUUUUGGAAAAAAUUCAGGCUCUCCAAAUGGAAAGGGAUCAGCUGCUCAGAAGGAGAAAUAGUAUGGAUGAGAAACUGAAAGAUGGUAAAGUGUUGUCAACUGAAGAAGAACAUAUUCUUUUCCAGAUAGAAGAAGGAAUUGAAGCCCUUGUAGCUGCAAUUGAUUACAAGAAUGAAAGUAUUCAUAAUCGCCAGCACUUACUUAGGUCAUCUUCUCAGAGUCUUUCACAGAGCAAGCAUAAUGUAAUAGGGAAACUAGUUUCCCUGUCUGCUGCUGAGCUCAGGGCUAUCAUCAUCAGUUAUUUCAACAAGAUUGUUGGCCUGCGUGAGUCUGAACGAAAAUUACAAGUGCAGAUUGAAGAACAGGAAAUGAAGUCCAUACACCAGAAAAACAUGAUGCGUGAAUUAGAAUCUGCACUUGAACACAUCAAGUUGCAGUGUGACAGGCAGCUGACUCACCAGCGCCAAGAACAUGAGAAAAAAAUACAGUUUAUAUUGAAUAAUUUCAAAGAACAAAGUAGUGAAGGUAUUGCAGAAACCCUGAAAGGGUAUGAAGUAAAAAUUCAGCAACUGGAAAAAGAUUUAUUUUUCUAUAAGAAGACCAGCAGAGAGCUGAAGAAGAAAUUGAAGGGUCUUCUUGGAGAGUCAUCUGAAUAAUUAUUGUCAUCCAGUAAAUGUAAGCAUAUUAUCUGAUAAUGUUUGUGCAAUUGUCAGUAGACCAUUUGAAGAGUGGUGAACAUACAGAACUAUGUCAGAGAGCUGUAAAACAUUGUAUUUUUACUGUAUUAACUGUUCUUCAGGAAUAUAUUCUACCUCUACCCCCGUUUCAAGUGAGAGACUAGCUGUAGCAGUGGUGUGCCAAUGGUUUAAAUUCUUGUUCUAUUUUCUCUGGAUUCUAACAAUUUCAGCAUCUACAACCUCAAACUGUUAUGGUUAAAGCAAAGAAAUUUUGCUCUCUAAAAGCAUCUGAAUUCUAUUGUAACUAAAAGCUUUGUUAUAUGCCAUGCAUUUGAUUUCUUAAAAGUUUCUGGGAGAUUUUCAAUGAAAAGUGCCACACUUCCAGUUACUAACUUAUUUUAGCUACUCACUUACUAAAGCUUAAAGAGCAUUUACACACUUGAAGGGGAAAAGAAGUGGUCUCUAUUGUGACUCUGUGCUUUGACAUAAAAAAACCCCAACCAACUGAACAAACAAAACACAACAACCGUUAGUGUAAGUUUUUAACUGUUUCAUGUCCUUCUUGCCAGAAUCCAGAUGUGCAACAGAGCUAUUCAUAUGGAGGAGAAAAGAAGGUUCAGUUUCAUCAGUUUUCUUUUGUCUCAUACCUCUCAAUGCCACCACAAUACCUCACAUACACAAUAUAGCCUUCUUGGCCUGUUGGUGUUUCUUUUUAAGGUUCAGCAAGACUGGUUCUUCCUCCCAAUGGAUGCUUCUGUUUCUUUCCACUCAGUGCCACGCCUUCGUACAGAGAGAUGCUGAUCACACACCUCUACUCCCAGAGUGAAUUAGGGCUCAGCCCUUUCCUUCUAGGCAAGAUAAUGAGCCUACACAUUCAUUACUAUGAAGUACACUAUCAAACUGUGAAAAUGAAUAUUCUAGAGACUGGAUAAUAAAUGAGCAUGGGAAAGACUAUUCGCUGUCUAGCAUACACACAAGCAUGUAGUUUAGGAUAUGUAUCUAUGUGGGCAAACACUUAUCCUUGGCAAAUUGUAGCAGUGGGAAGGGAGAAGACCCCUGUGAAUUUCCAACUUUUUCCAAUGCAUAUAUUUGCAAGUUUUAUAAGAGAUACUCUGCAUUUAGUUAUUUUUCUUUCUAGUACAUUAUGAAACACGUUGCUAUACAAUGUAAUAAAACCAUAAUUUGUUACUGGGCUUAACAAAUAAUAAAAUCCUGUUUGUAUAUUGCAAUCAAAUUUGUUGAAUGUCUUUUGUGUGUUGUACUAAUAUAGCUGCUGAUUGUUUUUCAAUAUAUGAAUAAUUUCAUAUUUGUCAUAGUUCAGUUGUUCACUCCUAGACUGCUUACUAGGAUACAUUACAAGUUAGAAUGAUGAGCCUUGUAUUAACAGCACCUUCUCAGAUGACAGUAAUGGCAAAUACCUCCUGUGUUUUUGUAGAUGGUGAAAUUUUUUAGUAUAAAGGGCAAAAUGUGAGAUGCUGAUAACUUUUUAUGAUGUUCAUGCUGCAAGUUGCUGAUGCUAUAAAACCAUGUGCCUACCUAUGUCAGGCACUCAGAGAAUUUGUAACUUUCAGGUAUUUAUCAGCUGAUCAUUUCAUUUUAGAUAACAGUACUGGUGUAGUUCUCCAGUCAAAAGGAAGCAGAAGUUGCUUCUGAUGAAUUCAAGUGAAAACAGCUGUUAACAAAGUUCAUGUCUUUACUAACUACAAGUAAUUUUUGAAGUAUUAGAAAACUCCCUCUCUGUCAGUCUGCUCAGUGUACUUUAAGCAAUGAAUAUAAAUAGUAAUAAAAUAAUUUAAAAUAAUUCUGUACUGCUUUACUGGAUUUUUUUACAGUGCCAAUUCCUUACAGUGGAAAUUUUUUGGGUUUUGCUUUAGAUACUGUCUAGACAAUGGUAGCACAGACUGAAAACAGGGAGAGAAGGCAAUUUUCCUUAGCCAGUCUGGUGAAUAGCAGUACUGUGUAAUUAUUAACAAACAAAUCUUUUCUUCCUGCUGGUGAAUCAGAUUUCCAAUUUCAGUUCUGUGUAACAGGAGAAAAUACAUCAAAGUACAGGUCUGUAUUCUUGUUAUACUGCAGCUUUGAAGGAACUUCUCUUAAACCUAAGAAAAUACUGAUUUUUUUUUUUAUGACUACUUCCAUAUUGGACUUAAUGUACAGAAAUAUUCCCAACAAUAUGUAGCUCUUAAAUGCAAGAAAAACUGAAUAGAAUGUAAGAAAACAAACAGGCUGGAAGUAGGUUUUGGAUAACAAUACAUUUUGGAUGCCCCAUUCAAGGAAAUGUUCAAGGUCAGGUUGACCAGGGCUUUGAGCACCUUGACCUAGUGAAAGAUGCUCCUGCCCUUGGUGAUCGGACUGCCAAGAGAGUACAUAAGGGAUUGAGAUGUUGAAAGGUCCCUUCUGACCCAAAGCAUUCUGUCAUUCUAAAAUUUUAUGGUGUCUUGUUUAUACCUGUGUUUAUUUUCAGCUGGAAAAUACAGAUGCUAACAUGUGCAACUACCACAGAAAAAGCUCUUCCCUGCCUGUUACCUGUUAAGGAAAGUGCCAUUCUCCAGAGCCAGCCUAGUAAUAAACAAUUCCUCUGGUACUACAAACACAAAGCUCAACCAUUUAUUUUGUCCCAUGUUAACUGUCACUGAAUGCAAUAUGGCUGUAAAAAUGCAGAAUUGUUUAUUUAGUACCACAUUUAGUGCAGCACUGAAUGUGGUACUAAAUCCUGGGAUUUUACUUAGUGAUAGUUGCUGAAGUUGAAUAUUACAGAAUGCUAAACUAUGACUACGAGCUGGCUGAUUAGAAGCACAUUGGAAAACUCUCAGUGGGAAAAAAGCAGAGAACACAGAAGUCAGAGGGAAAGAACCAGAGAUGAGACCAAAGAGCAGACAAAGCAAUAUACCUGUAAGACUUUUUUCCCCACACACUGUAGCACUAAGCCAUUUCCAAAGCAAAGUAUGUGUGAAGAGAGCACUUCACUUUGGUGGGCAGCAGUAAAGGAAAGUGGGACAAAAUUCUUUCUUAAUAAAGGUACUAUGAAUCUGUAAUGCUGUUACAACUUAUUACUGACUUCUGAAAACUAGUUUCAUGAAGAUGCUAACAGUGAAAUAAGACUUUUCAAAGAAAUGAGACAGUGUAACUAACAGUCCAUAUUUAUUCAGAUUUCAUAAUAAUGCUAGAAGUCUUAUUGUAGACUCACCAAUUUGCUUGUUUGUUGUUUGUUUGUUUUCUGGCCAACUCUUUGAAAACAAUUUUCAAAUAAAAUAUCUUCGUAUUUGAUGGUACUGAUGCCACUGUUCUGAACUGUGGACGCUGUGACCACACAGGAUAAAAUGUGCAUAAUUACAUCCUGACAGAUACAAUGCUACUGGGUGGAAUGAAGUAAUCUGUUUUGUUACAGU
Messenger RNA from Passer domesticus (house sparrow), 7439 nucleotides. It is a transcript of the gene KIF27, whose product is annotated as kinesin family member 27. Gene Ontology annotation, biological process: spindle elongation; microtubule-based movement; mitotic spindle organization. Gene Ontology annotation, molecular function: ATP binding; microtubule motor activity; microtubule binding. NCBI's taxonomy places the organism in Eukaryota, Metazoa, Chordata, Aves, Passeriformes, Passeridae. Gene Ontology annotation, cellular component: microtubule associated complex. The transcript is spliced from 17 exons. The record is from RefSeq and is a predicted model, not a curated record. Bases 325 to 4029 code for a protein of 1234 amino acids.